CAGAGGGUGAGACACGGUUGUGAGUUUAGGCAGACUUCAACAGCUCGUGCAGUGGUGGCUCAACGUUAGUCUAAAGACAUGAGGGUGGCAGUGAUUGGAGCUGGAGUUAUCGGCCUGUCAACAGCUCAGAGCAUCUAUGAGCGGUAUCACUCCAUCGUCAGCCCACUGACCAUUGAGGUGUAUGCAGACCGUUUCACUCCACUGACCACCAGUGAUGGAGCUGCUGGCUUCUGGCAGCCGUACCUCUACGAUAAGGGCAAUGUCCAGGAGACAAAAUGGAAUAAAGAGACAUUUGACUACUUGCUGAGCUUCCUCAGUUCACCAGAUUCUAUACAAAUGGGUGUAUUCCUUCAGUCUGGCUACAACCUCUGCACUGAACCAGCCCCAGAUCCCUCAUUUAAAGAUACCGUCCUGGGCUUCCGACGGCUCACAGAGCGAGAGCUGCAGAUGUUCCCUGGUUACACUUUCGGGUGGUUCAACACGGCUCUCAUGGUGGAAGGAAAAGCAUACUUACCUUGGCUGAUGGAUUGGUUGCAAAAAAGAGGUGUGAAAUUUUAUCACAGGAAAAUAGAGUCCUUCAAGGAGUUGGCAGAAAGUGGGGCCGAUGUGGUAAUAAACUGUACUGGGGUGAGAUCAGGAGAGCUCCAGCAGGACCCUGACCUCAAACCAGGCCGCGGUCAGAUCGUGAAGGUGGAUGCACCGUGGCUAAAGCAUUGGAUUAUUACCCACAAUUUUACAAAAGGAACCUACAAUUCACCAUACAUCAUUCCAGGGAGUCGUCUGGUGACAGUUGGUGGGCUUUUCCAGUUAGGAAACUGGAGUGAACAGAACAACUCCAUUGACCAUAAGCACAUUUGGGAGGAUGCUUGCAAGCUCGAGCCAAGUCUUAAGCAUGCCCAGAUAGUAGAGGACUGGGCCGGCCUCAGGCCUGUUCGCAGCAAAGUGCGACUGGAGAGAGAGACCAUACAGUCCGGUGCAACUAAAAUAGAGGUGAUACACAACUACGGCCACGGAGGUUUCGGACUCACCAUUCACCGAGGCUGCGCCCAGGAGGCGGCGAGGCUCUUCGGUCAGAUUGUGGAACAAAAGGGCAAAGGUCCAAAAGCUCGUUUGUAAAGUGCAGCAGAUGUGAUUGGUUCACUCCUUUUUUCAAAAUUUGUUCCAGUGCCUUGUAUCUCACACUAUUCUUGUUUUUAACUAACAUUCAAACAAACGUAUAUUCAGAUCCAAAUUCAUUUUGGGGAAACAUACCACUUUGAAACAGUGUAAUGUUUGUAACUUGAAAGAAGAGAAGCUCCAGAUGCUUUUCCCGUUCAUCAACCAGUAACAGUUGGCUCAUUAACAUGUAACAAAGUCAUAAUUAAAUCCAUAUGAUCAGUUCAUUUAAAAAUGUAUAUAAAGUACACAUAUCUUUGACAACAUUCUCAGUAAAUGUAGAAACGUACUGAUA
Messenger RNA from Plectropomus leopardus (leopard coralgrouper), 1450 nucleotides. RefSeq names its product D-amino-acid oxidase-like. Gene Ontology annotation, biological process: L-proline catabolic process; D-alanine catabolic process; D-serine catabolic process. The record is from RefSeq and is a predicted model, not a curated record. Gene Ontology annotation, molecular function: D-amino-acid oxidase activity; FAD binding. Gene Ontology annotation, cellular component: cytoplasm. Lineage: Eukaryota; Metazoa; Chordata; Actinopteri; Perciformes; Serranidae.